UUUUUGUUAAAGUUAAGUUUCAUUUCUGGUGAUGAAAUAUUUUCUGCAGGAAACCCUUUUCCAUGAUUUUAGCCCACCCUAUUUUUUAUCCUAUGUUCAUGUCACAAGAGUGUGCCCCCAACGAUGCGCAAAUCUAUCUACUCUUUUACAUAAACUAUCAAAAGGAGGGGAAUCACAACAUUCACUUUCACGCACGUCGACUCAGCACAUUCAUGCACAUGCUCUUCAACUUCUUCAUAUCCAGUAAAUUUUUUUCGAACCUCCAGAAUUCGAAUUGAGACAACAUCGUUGUUGCUCAAAUCAAUCAAAAAAGAAGAGAAAGACUGUAUCAAGCCAAGGAAAAUCCCCACACAGUGCGCGCGUAAGCGUAUUUCCAGAACAUCGGGACGACGAGGUGGAAGAUGGGCAGAGACAACGGGAAGUUUCUUGUUGACCGCGGCGCGACUGUUCGCCAGAACAUAGAAGUGACCCAGCAGUUGCAGGAUAAAUUUGGUAGCCGAUUGCGCACGUUCUCCCGAUCCCGGAAUCAUUCUCCGGAAGCGCGUGACGAUAGUCCAAACCGCUUUUUAGAGGAAGACGCUUCGCUCGCCGAUCGUCCACAACUACGACAUGUUCGGACGAUUGCAGGCCAACCACGGCAAUCUAUAGAGACCGGCGAAGCACAGAACAAGGAAGCACGCGAUCAAUAUGAGGGAGACGACUUUUCGAGCAUGAGUGGGAUAGAUCAAGCGGGUGUCAAGUUCCUAUCAAGUGCGGUGAAAGCGCUGCCGCAUGUUCCGUCAUCUGGAAGACACACGAGCAAUGGGCAGAAGAUUGAGGAUAUUCUCAAGGAAAGAGAAGAGCAGGCGUUCAAAAAUCGCCAAAGCAGAGACGGUGGUAAAAGCGCUGCAGCGGGUGCUAGUACUUCUCCCAAGGGUCGUGACGCCGCCGGUACGGCGAAAUCGCCAAAGGCUGCAGUUUCGCCUCCGCCACCCAAAAAAAGUGUUCAAAUCGAUCCUGUGCCGGCGGCCAGCCCCACGAAUGCGAAGAAGGCCACAGCGAAGCAAGGAGGCUCAGCUGCAAGUGACGGGAAGUCAAGGGGGGUUCAAAGCGUUGCCGCCGGUGGUGCAGGUUCAUCUAGCACACCAACCGGAUCAGCUAGCAAUAAAGCAGCCAAAUCAAGCACGUCUGGUGAUGGUGCAGCAACGUUUUCGAAUAGUGCGAAUGCAGGCGCAUCUACCUCUCCAACGAGUGGAGAUGCAAGCACGAAAGGCAACUCCAAUGCGAGUAGCUCGAAAAAAGUAGCACCUAAAGCGAGCCGUUCCGGCUCCGCUACGACAAAAGGCGGCUUGCUCGGUGGUGCGGGGAAACAAUUACUCGGGUCCGCCGCUGGCGGUGCAGCAGCUUCGCCUCGGCGUGCUGCGCCGGGCCUUGUCUCAGCAGGGACAGAUCUUGCCCAAUCCUUUAAGGACUUCGUUGACCCGAGCAGUGAAACGAAUCCUGAUUUCUAUGCCAAGUUCCUUAGUCAAACAUUUCUGGAUUUUCAUCAGCAUGGUUACAUCAAUAUGGCAAAGUCGACAGCUGUUGGCGAUGUCUACUAUGCCCACGAGCAAGCGAAACCAAAAACAGAAACCGACGACGAAACUGGUCACCCUGCAGCGAAUUUAGCUGCUGGUAUAGUUUUGCAGCAUAAGUAUCGUGAUUUAGCUUCCUUCUCCUCAUGAUCAAAAUCAGAUUAGUACCAAAUACUAAUACCUAUACCAUACAAAUACCUGCUUACUAUUUCCAUCGCUGAUGAAGUUGAUGUUACUAGCGACUUAUAUGCAAAAUUAGAUGUGAAUGUGUACGAUACCGGAAACUGUGGCUCUCAGAGUCAAAUUGCGUAACCAAUGAACUAGUAGAACUAGAGCUUGUAACCACAAUGGCCAUUCUUGAUGUCGAGAAUCUGAAUCAAAAUAUCAAUCUAAUGAGUAAUAUCGAGUUUCCCCAUUCCCUUCUCUUCAGGUCUUCUUUUAGGUGGUGGUCUUGGUAGCAAGUUGGGAAAGACGAAAGGAGAUCCAGCUGCGGCGUCGAUGAGUGCACUUUUAGUUCAGAAAAAGCGUGGAUCAAUGUUGGCGUUCUCAGCGUUUGGAAACGCUAGUAACAAGCCCGGCCAAGCACCAAGUCGAGACCAACUGCCCCCGGGGAUGACGUACGGGCAUGCGAGUGGCAAGAAGAUCAAGAGUUACCUCCCAAGCGGUUCGUACAAUGACUGGCGUUAUCAAACGGGUCCGGCUGACCCCCCUCGCACAAAUGUACCCGCGGGUUCCUUGUCUGGUGGUUAUGCUGACUUACAGCCAUUCUUGGUGGAUCACGAAGCAAACCCAGCUCGGUAUCCGCCAGUGAAGGGUCCGGGGACCAGCUAUCCACCGCGAAGCCACUACGACGUCGGGAGUCCGGCUUCGCCACUUUUCAGCGGCGGUGAGAAAUCACUCGGAAGCACGCUGUCCAGCACUUUCUUGUCAGCGGGAACUGGCGGCGUGACUCGAGGACGCGAGCGAAAGCCGCCGCGGCUCACGCCUCUAGGAUCUUCGCCCUCCGCAUCGCCGAAGAACAUGAAAAAGCGAACUAUCUCCGCUGGUGCCGAUCCUGCCUCUUCUACAUCUCCUGUGCGCAACAAGGGCUCUUCCUCCGUAGUGGAAAAUACAGAAGCAACAUCGCCUGGCGGUGUGCGUGUGGUAGAGGCCGACGCGGAAUCCCCAGGAGGGUCUUACUUCGCACCUUCACCAGGAUCUCUUAGUCGAACGUUAACACAAACUGGGUGGAAGGACUAUCUUCGGGGAACGUCGCGGUCACAUUUGACAGCGCCUAUCCAGACACGAGCGUGGAAUCGGCCUGCGCAAGUGAAUGCUCGUACACAACGACGCAAGGCGGUGCCGGAGAAAGAGCUGGAGUUGUGGGUCGCGCUGGCCGAGCGGCUGCUGCUUCUGGGCAGUUACCUGGCACGCGAUGGCAACGCGAAUAAAAGCAACAACUGCUCUUUUUUCAUGGAUCGCGCGGAGCUUCGGAGCGUACUGGAAUGGUUUCUGGCACGCGACGGCUUCAGUCUAAACGAUGCGUCAGUGAACACCCUCCUUGGAAGUGGACGAGUUCCGCUCAACGACAUCGCCUUGAUUCAGGACUUGUUUCGCAAGCACGAGAAAGCACUUAACGAAUACCGCAAAGAGCACCCAAGGGCUCUCCCAGAGUCCUUGCGAGACACACUACAGAUUCCCUUGAGCUCGCCAAUGCCAAAAGAGCUAGAGAAGACGUUGCAGCCGGCGCCAGCACCCCUUGCACCAGACGAACCAGUGCGCGCAGCGACGAACAUCGUUGGCAACGCGACGCUGAACGACGGGCUUUCCACCACGACAAGUCUGGGCACGAGCGAAGACGAAAUCCAGGCCGCAGUCGAGUUGCUCCCCUUGCGCGACGUUACCAUUUGCACGCAUUUCCUAGCGGAGAUGAAGACCGCAAAGAUGCAAAUCCUCCAGCUCCACGCUGAGGCCGCAAGCCCGAAACACACAAGUAGCGUGAGCGGGGCGCCCACAGUGACAGCUACUGUGCAGUCCUCCUUCAAUACUUCAGCUUCCUCGUCGUUCGCUCGCGCGGGUUCAUCGGGAGCCGGCCCCAGCGGACUGUCAGGUCCUGGCGGAGGUCUUCCUGGUGGCGCAAUAAAUAGUUCUACUUCGGGAGGCGGUAGAACUUCGGGCACCUUCUUUUCCCAGGCGGCGCCUAAGACGUCUCUAGCGCAGGGAAACGCACGCCUCGAGAUGUUGCAAAAGCUUCCUAAGGCGGAUCGUCAGAAACUCGUAGACGACUUUUUGGUUGACUACAUUCACCGGCAGCAGGAACAGCAACGCGUGCUGAUCAACUUGUCGCGCACACUGAUUCACAGUCCGAGAAUGUCGCGGAAGGUCGCACGCCGUAACCUUCAGCCCGGCGCGCAGGCCGAGGGGCGCAUGAGCUACAGUGACGCGCAACCGGGUAGAAACUUUGAUUUGGCGGCUAUCCGUAGCUGCGUGACCGGGGGACGUCAUCCGCAGCCAUCGGUCGUGGCCAGCAAACGACUUCUGAAAAAGAGCCGCAACUGCGGCAAAUCGUUCUUCGGCGUAGCAAAUUACGGAGCGUCACUGUCAGAUGGAGACGAGGAUGAUUUUGAACAACGUAGAACCUCGUUUGGCGGAGUCGAGCAGGUGGACAUUCUGGAAAAUACCACAGGAUCCUCCGUAUUCGAUCAGACGAUGAACAUGAGCACGACCGCAGGCCUCGGCUUGCAAGCUCUGCUAGCCUACAGCGAAACGCAAGAACUCGCGGCGCAACAUGUGAGCGCGCCAAAGCACGCAGCACUGCCGACUGGCCAUCACAUGAUUCGCAGCGCAGUUGACUUGUCGCUCGAUGGCGACGUCAGUUCUCCAACGUCAAAGUCUCUGGCUUCGUCGCCAACCGCAUCAAAGAGCAAUAUGAACAUGGCUGGAGGUGCCACUGCUAGUUCUAGGAACGGAGCAGACGGUCACCAACACCAUCAGCGACGACAGCUCAGCUUGCUCCAGCCGCUCCUGGCUAAGGCAGGCGUGCGCGAUGCGGGUAUGAAUUUUCCGGCGGGAACUGAGGUUUCCGAGGUCCUACUCUCGUACCUUCGCGACCGACUUCUAGCUCGAAGCGGCAAUGCCGGAGAGCUUCAGAGUCGUGCUACAAGGCAAUCCAAGUCAACACGCGGAAACGCCCACGCGAUGCACUCCGGAUCGGACCCCUACUAUUUCCACUUCGACGAGGAAAAGAAGCUCCUUUAUCAUGCAAACUACGAGUAUGAAGACUUUGGAGAUUUCGUCUUCAGCGCAUUCCAGGAGGAAAACGACUACGAAGCCAAAGUCCGAAAGGCUUCGGAAGCCUCGAAGCAGGAAAGCGGAUCACAAGCAGAUCAACAUGGUGCAGACUCCGACAAGCAAGAGGAUGCGCGGAUGGCAAGGAAUUUUUCACGAUGUACAUGUAGCACGAUUGGCGUUAAUAUGCCUUCGCCGGGCAGUCAUUUGCCACGCGUCGACGAAGAUGGGAGACCUGAGUCCUCGGGUGACAGUCCGGAUUCACCCUCCUCCCACCCAAUGUUGAAUGCUUCCUUGACUUUCACGUCAACCAUGUUCAACACUUCCUCUACGAAUGGUCUGCUACCGCAGCAGCCCCCGACGCCCCACCCUUCGGCGCAGCAAGGGCCUUUCGCCUUUGUUCACAAGCACCAACCGGCGCCGCCGACGAUGACCAAAGAGCAGGAAGCGCGCUAUCACACCGAAGUGCGUACUGAGCUCGCAACGUUGUUGCAGCAAAAGCAAAAGCGCGUUGCGGACACCUUUGUGGUCGCUUACGACGCGAGAAACUUCGUGAAGCACCAACAAUUGCAACGCGCCUUCGCGGGCCCUGCGCCUGGAGGCAAUAACGCUGGCUCUCCCUCCGGCGGCGGGUCCUCGAAGAGAGGUGGUAAAAACGAAGAACCGGAAAACGUGAUCGUGGUGAAACAACCAAGGAAGAUUCCGAACUACAUGAAGCCAAAGAACAGCGCGAGACCGUCCGACUCGGAAAUAGCAGCACAACAAGCACAGGCACUGUUGUUAGCACAGCGCGAGCAAGAAAAAACGCUGUUCCACACGACCGAUUUCAACUACGGAGCGCUGUUGAGUCCAGCACUUCUACAGAGCUCCACGUCCAUUGCUUCGCUGUCAACAGGCCUUCCCCCGGGCGCAGGCUCGACCAUGAUGUCCUCAAUAAUGAGCGCAGAAGCGAGCGCACCCUCGGUAUUUUGGCCAAGCGCUCUCACUGUCUCUGACCAGUACGUGCGGAAUGAGACGCAAUUCCAAGGUGCGCUGGAACCAGACACGCACAUUCUGAACGUACGAAUCGCCAAGAUUUUGUUGCAGAGCGACGUCGCAGAUGAGAUUAUGGAGACGCAGAGGCAAAUGGAUAAGGCAGGCUCAGCCUCCGGUGGCGCGGCCGGAGCUAACUCGGCGCAGGAUAUGGCUCGCGCUUCCGCUGAGACGAAAAAUCUACUCGGACAGUGCAAGGAGAUGCUCGAAGAAGUCUUACCGCGUGUUUUGUCUGUUGUCUACCGUCGCGACAGCGACGAUGAGGAGGAGGACCCGUUUGGGGCUGCUACUCGGGAUGACAAAAAUACAAACAAGGACAAAGCGAGCAACAACAACGGGCCGCCACCACUUGUGGAUGUUUCGUUGGCCGUCUGGACCAAGCCGCCAACCUAUAUCAUCGCACGCAACCGCAUGAAUUUGCGUGCACGCUACCACCCCGAGAAGCGUUUACUGCAGAUUGAGACACACAUGCAGAGUCUUGCGCAGCGCCGACGCGACGCGCUGGAGCGCAGGAAGGAGAUGCUGGAGCGCGAACAUGCGUCCUUGCUGGCGAAGUAUGAAACCAAGAUGGCGCGCGCGUGGGCUAAAGAAGCGAAUAUUUCCAUGAAUCCGGUCGAAGACAACGCACGACAGCGCAAAAAAGCCCUCCAACGAGUUUGGCCAGUGUGGAUCCAACUGGCGCUCUCGGCGAAGUUCUUCGAGGACAUUGCGAUUCCCAGUGAAGAGGAGAAGAAGUUCUUGGAUUCGGUCCGAGAGGCCCAGAACAAGGACACUUCUGACAAAUCUUUGAUGGAUAUCGUGAAGGCGGCAGACAAAAUUGAGAUCCGGCCCAGCGCGAAUCGCGGCGAGGUCGACCGGCCUUCCAUACAGGUCCUUCGGGCACAAAAGGAGCUUGGCGCUCAUCCGCUUGAUACAAAAAUUGCGAUGCAGCGUUACUUCGCGGAAAACAAAAACCGCCAGCUGUUCUGGCUCUUCUUCCUCGCAAAAUGCAAGCUGAAAGUGCAGCUUGGCCGCCGCCGCGGGGGAGCGCGUAUCUGCUUGCAUUUUUUGGAGAAGUUCGGCAGUCCACAGUAUCGCUUCUUCUUCCGCGCCAUGAAUUUCUCGUACCAAGCCCGCGCAGUGCAACGCUCCUUUCGGUUUUUCAAGUUCAACCGUGGCUGUACCAUUCGUGUGUUGCACAAGCAAUGGGUGCGAGUAGAACGAGCAAUCACGGGCGCUGAACUUCGGCGCGCAGAUGAGCUGCAAGAACGGGCGAGCAUCCUUGACGAAAAACUUGAAGAGGCUAUGCGCAGAACUGAAGCGGUACAGGACAUUUCGGCGUUUUUCAAUAAAGCAUCUUCUGCAUCUGCUACACUGCUGCUAAUCCUGCUCAUCUGGCUCUUGCAAAAAAGACUUCAUCCUCUCUUUCCUGAUACUGAUUCUGAUAGACAUGAUAAUUUUUUCUAGUCGUGGCUGAUCAUCAAGAACAUCAUUCGGCAGAAGAUAUAUUAAACAAGUGCUCAUACUAACUCACAACAGGCACUUACGGGUAAGAAGGAAGCUCUUGCACUAGCGACGUCAAUGAACAGCCCACGGUCGUCGCGCUCUCAUGGCGGAUUCCUGCCAAAGCAAAAAACGAAAUCACGUAGGGAGUUCCGCAGCGCCGAAGAUAUUAGAAAGCAGUGGCACGAUAGAGUCACGGCAAAUCUCAUGUCAGAGCGCGAGUUUCUACACUUCAUCAUCCCAGAACUUCGCUACAGAAGGUAGUAUGAUUGAGAUUGAGACUGUUAGCUAAAACUAAAGCUACAGUCGUCAAAGGUCAAGGUGUACUGAAAGAUUUUCGUACUCGUUGUAGAUCUAGAUUUUCUUUUUCAACUUCCAAUUAUAUUUUAUAAUAAUGAUUCAAGGACGUCGCCGUAUUUUUUGACUCAGUUGCUGUUCAACGUGUGUGCAUGAAGAUGAAAGACAUCUGCGUUGACUUUAAAAUCCAAUCGACCUCUUUUCUCUGCGUCUGCUUCUCCCUCCGUCUCGAUUAGCCUCUACAAGAGCUAGUCUACUGCGUAUUCUUCUACUUUUGUGACCAGGUACCACCACAUGUUGCGAUUGGAUGAAUACAAAGAGGAGGUGAAAAUUUACACGCGUGAGCUUGCAAAGUGGCAGCUAAAGAAGGAGGUUUACGACGAAGCGAAGGAACAGGGAAUGACUAAGCUUCCGGAGUUACCGGAGCCACCGAUACAUCCAAAACGACCGGACAACACCGCCACACACGCUGACCUUGUGGAUAUGGUCACCCGGGCAAGAAUGUAGUCUUUAAUUGUUUUGCCCUUGCUUUUAGUUUUUAGAAAUAGAAUGUACUGAUUUUUUAGCUUUUGCUAUUAAGUUGAAGUUGUAGAAGAUGACUUCUGACAACGGCAAUGGCGUCUUUGUAGCAACAUAUUUAAGCAUUUGUGCAACAUUUCAAGAACUGAAAGAUAGAGUAACAACUAGUAGUCUUAUAUAUAAUCUUAUUGUUUUUUACUUUUUCAAUAACAAUCAUAUCAUGUUAGAUGUGCGUCUGGAUCAACAUUAAAACGCGUAUCAUGUACGUUUGUGGUUUCUCUUAAGACUAUUUUUGUGUCUAGUUGCUUACUGCUCCUACUGGUAAUGCUGCUUGCUCUACAACUACUACAGAUCUGUGGACAAUUAUUUGCGUGUGCAAAGCGACAACGCGGUGGAGGAGGAAAAGGCGCAGGAGGAGCAUAAACAGUUGCAAGAGCUGCAUGAGAUUGGACGGCAUCGAAAGCAGGCAAGAGCAGCGUGGGAUAUCUUGCUCGCUAAGCAGUCUGACCAGUGGGACAGCGAUUUCAGGGAGAGCCUAAAUUACACUAGUGCGCUAGUGCUCGACGAUGAUGGGUUCGAAAGUAGCUUCGACAAGAUGUUGAAUGAUCAGAAGGCUGGCGCAGUACAGAUGCGGCAACAGCGAAAGCCGAAGCCAUCGUCUCAGUCGCCAACAGGAGCUCGCGUCGGCGCUAGCGGAAGUUCGCUUGGACGACGCGGGUCAAUGAAGAGCAGUGACAGCAGUGUCAACAUGGGAGGAUCCGAGUCAACAGGGGUGUGGCCUCCGCCGAAUGUGACGUUGAGCACGCACCCAAACGCCGUGAUAUCCUUGAGCAGCGGUCCUGGUAUGGGACGAACCGUGGUGCAACCGCAAGAGGGCGCCGAUGGCGCUGCUGGAGACCAAGACGCACCCUCACCGCUGAGUCCAGCGGAUGUCCCUCAGCAAGCUUUGAUCGGAAGCAACCUCUCCCCAAGGCAGGUGGUUGAAAAGCUUGCGCGCCGCUCGGGUCAAUUCAAGCUGAAUCGCUUCGGACGCCCUAAGAACGUGCUGUUCUCCGAGGGCAAACCGGUGAAAGGAAAGGGAGUAGACCACAUCGUAGAACCGGAACUCGACUUCAACAAGACGUUUUUGAAUCACCAAGACGAUAUGCUGUUCCACGUCUACAAAGGUGAACCGAUCGUUGCGACAGACCGCUUCAAUGCCUGGUGGCCGACCCCAGAAAUGCUCAACGAGUUUUGAGUCGAAUUCGAUACAUUAAGAAGUACUAGUAGGAGUAGCUGUACUACUAGCCUUUAUUGCCUGUGAGUGAAAAAUAAGCAUAAACAUUUGGAUUUGGUAGCAGGAGCAGGCGAUUGAGCUAGUUCUUCUACAGGCAUUCAUUAUUCAUAUUCAAAGAAUGCAAGUAUAAUUGGGAAGGCGAUUUUUAUGUCAGUUUACACAAAGAUGCAGAUGGGAGAACUUGUAGUUACCAAUACUAAGACUAGCUCGUGGAUCUUGACCAGUGAUAUCGAAAAUUGCAAAACAAAACCUUAAGCUUAACAUUCAAUGAAUGAACUGUAUUAUUCUACUACUUUGGAUUUCUUGUAUACUAGGACCGUUGGAAAAAGUGAUAGCUCUGUAGAUCCACAUUUCUUUGGCUUUCUCGCUUCUUAGAAUCAUGAUAUUAUUCAUUGGAAACGAUCAUCGAUAUGGAAAAACUCAGAACGUAAAAAACCUGAAGUAAGUAGCUGAACAAUUACCAUUACGAUGUACCAAAGUAAGACAUUGCUGGACAUGAAAGUCGACGAAUGAAUGUAAGUAUAUCAUUUGAGAAAUUUGUAGAAGUCAUCUUUUAUGUUACUAGUUCGUUGUAGUAAACUGGAGCACGACAUCAAGACAAGCUAAUACACAUGGGUACUCAUUGAUCGUUGAUCAUGCAACGAUACGAUAAAAAGAGGGGCAAACUUUGGCAUUAGAAUCUCGGAAACACAAACAUAUGACCUGACCAGGAGAAAGAAACCAUCACUACAGACACUGUUUUCAUGUACUUUCUUGUUGCAUCCAUGAUGAUGUGAAAAU
Molecule: messenger RNA, 10206 nt
Organism: Amoebophrya sp. A25
Lineage: Eukaryota; Dinophyceae; Syndiniales; Amoebophryaceae
Source: the annotation of a GenBank genome assembly